Molecule: messenger RNA, 1041 nt
Organism: Rhipicephalus microplus (southern cattle tick)
Lineage: Eukaryota; Metazoa; Arthropoda; Arachnida; Ixodida; Ixodidae
Product: very long chain fatty acid elongase AAEL008004
Biological process (GO): fatty acid elongation, polyunsaturated fatty acid; sphingolipid biosynthetic process; fatty acid elongation, monounsaturated fatty acid
Cellular component (GO): endoplasmic reticulum membrane
Molecular function (GO): fatty acid elongase activity
Source: RefSeq, a predicted model, not a curated record
GUCAAGCUUUCAGAGGCUCGAAAGCAGAAGAACGAAGGACGGCGGGACCACCUGCAGCUGGUUUUUGACUUCAUCAUCAUUGGAAACAGCUGACGUCAGCGACGAUAUGCAGUUCACCCUGAACCCUUUCGCACUUGCCCACAAACUCGUGCAGAUGGGCGAUCCCAGGACCAGAGAUUACCCCCUGGUGGUGAACCCACUCUUCGUAUUCCCGCUGGUGAUCUUCUACUUGUACUUCGUAAAGGUCAUCGGUCCACGCUGGAUGAAGGACAAGCAGCCCUUCGACAUCAUCAACGUGGUGCGCGCGUACAAUCUCUUCAUGGUCGCAGUGAGCGCCGUAUUUCUUUACCUGCACCUCAAGCUCACGUACCUACCCGGCGGCCGCUACAGCCUGUGGUGUCAGGGCAUCACCGGAUACAUGGAUGACGAGCUCGCCCGCUACUACAAGUACGGCUGGUUCUUCGUCGCCGUGCGAUACGCCGAUCUCCUGGACACCGUAUUCUGCGUGUUACGCAAGAAGUUCAACCAGAUCACCUAUCUGCACGUCAUCCACCACACCAUGGUGACAGUCAACGUGUGGUACUACACGCUGUUCGCUCCCGAAGGACAGCCGGCGCUGGGCUUGGCCAUAAACGUGUUCAUCCACACAAUCAUGUACUUCUACUACUUCCUCGCGACGCUGGGCCCGCAGGUCCGGAAACACCUGUGGUGGAAGAAGUACCUGACCACGAUGCAAAUCGUACAGUUCGUCAUAGCCAUUGUACACAUCUCCAUACCUUUGUUCGUGGACUGUGGAUUUCCUAGGCCCAUCAUCAUCAUUGGCAAUCUUCAAACCUUCCUGUUGCUGUGCAUGUUUGUGAACUUCUACAUAAAGGCGUACGUGAAGAAGGGUAGUUCUUCGAAACCUGUGCCAGCGGAAUUGAAAGUCAAUGACAGUGGGUAUACAACUACUCAAAACAACAAAACAGACUAAUCUCCCUUCUUAUGUGACAAUCACCUUGUAAAUAAGGACAUCUAAUAAACACUAUAAUAACAUUCAAG